Molecule: messenger RNA, 4338 nt
Organism: Pelodiscus sinensis (Chinese soft-shelled turtle)
Lineage: Eukaryota; Metazoa; Chordata; Testudines; Trionychidae
Source: RefSeq, a predicted model, not a curated record
GGCUGGGGGGAGGCUUUCUUUCCCUCCUGACUCCUUCUGUGGCUCUGCAGCGUGCUGAAGCGGCUCCUUCCAGACUGAACUCAGUUCAGCUAAACUUUCGGAGGGAUUUUCCUGUGGGGUGCCUCCGGCUGCAGAGCGGCGUUGCAGGGCUCCUGCUAGAGGGAGGUGGAGGAGGUGCGCUUCCUGCAUUCCUCUCAUAGCACACUCGCACAAUCCCAGCUGGAAUCCAGGCUGGGGGGAGAGAGAGCGCCAGUCGGAAGAAGGAAAAGGGAAGAGAGACGCUGCUUUGCCUGGGGUUGAUCUCCUUUUGCAGGAUUGUCGCCUCCCCAGCCAUGUUUUCCCAUUAAUGGGAGCUCAGCCCCUGAGGUCUGCGGGAGAUCAGAAGCCUUUGGAUUCUGGUUGCACUUCUUGCCUGCUUUUUGCACAGGGCAGCUUUGGAAACAGAAACACUUGGUGAGUGAGGGACAUUGAUUAAGAGCAGGAACUUCCAUCCGAGGCCGGAAUGCAGUGUCUGGAUGGCCGCUUUCCCUCCCAGGGCAGAGGGGGACUGGAGUUUCCUGUGCGGUUCUGGGGCUGACCAGCAGAAUUUGUACUUAGCCAAUUGCACUAGGAAGGAGGAAACUUUUAAAUGUCUCUUCUCCUUUUUGCCAUUCUUAAAUAAGCCACGUUCUUUCUCGCAGGGGAGCCAGGCCGCCGGCUCUGACUGCAGUUGGAUUUUUAGACAUCGAUCUUUAUUGCUUGUAUUAAAAAUCCUCCCAACACUCGAGCCACUGAUGCGGUCCACAUAAUCCCCGGAAAUCAAACCAUUAUUUUUUGCAGUUUUAAAAAGUCCACUCUCCGCUCGCUUGCUUUAUCGACACGGAGGAUGAAGGAUUUGCAGUGAAAGCUCGCUGAAGUGCAACAUCUCUGCCCUCUCCUGUGAAGCCAGCCUGUUAAAUCGUGUGCGGUAAAAGCAAGACAGAGAAUACCGUUGGCAGCAAGGCAUCCUUUGUGUAGCUGACCCAAAGAGCUGCAAGUGUGCCGUCAGUUUGGGGGAAAAAGAAGAAAAUCUUUUGGUCUCCAGCUCACCAGGAGAUUUUUUGGGGAGGAUUGAAGAGAGCCUCAAGUGAGCCCAAUUACUGAAAGGACUGAAACCAUUUCUGAGUGGAGAUUUUGGACCUUCAGGAGGAAGGCCAGGUGUCUCCCCCCCCCCCCGCUACACCUGGCUGAGGAAGUCAAAGUGACAGAAAUAAGGUCUAGGGCAGCUUUUGCAUUCCACCCCAAAGGAACCACAGUUUGAGAUGAGGAAUUCAGAAGAGCAAACAGCUACGACAGUUCUACAGCGUCUGCUGCAGGAGCAGCUCAGAUACGGAAACCCAAAUGACAACCGCAACCUCCUUGCUUUACAUCAACAAGCCACAGGGAAUGCACCCCCUUUCAACAGCAGUGGGAGUCCAGGGUCUCAGAACGAAGGGCUGAGCACCCAGGACCAUCAGCUUGUGACUCAUGCUGCCCGCCAAGAGCCCCAGGGCCAGGAGAUUCAAGUGGACAAUAGCAUCAUGGAAAAGCAGCUCUCUCCAAGACUUCAGAACAGUGAAGACCUCCCAACGUACGAAGAAGCUAAAGUCCAGUCACAGUAUUUCCGGGGCCAGCAGCAUGCUAGCGUUGGGGCAGCAUUUUAUGUGACGGGAGUAACCAAUCAAAAGAUGAGGACUGAAGGGCGGCCUACGGUUCAGCGAGUGAACCCUGGGAAAGUCCAUCAGGAUGAAGGACUUAAGGACCUCAAGCAAGGACACGUUCGCUCUCUCAGUGAGAGGCUGAUGCAGCUGUCAUUGGCCACUAGCGGCGUCAAAGCCCAUGCGCCCGUCACCAGUGCGCCACUUUCCCCCCCGCAGCCAAAUGACCUGUACAAAAACUCGAGUUCCAAUGAUUUCUAUAAAAACUCAGUGCCCACGCCGCCCCAGCCAAAUCUGAAAGUGAUAGAGCACCGGGGCCCUCCGCCAGAGUAUCCUUUCAAAAACAUGUCCACCCCACCCAUGAACUGCAAACCUCAGGACCCUGGGCAUUUCUAUAGUGAUCAUCGCAUGAGCCAGCAGAGUCGAUCCGAUGGGCCUAUGAUGAGAUAUCAGCAUCCUCCUGAUUAUGGAUCAGUCAGGCAAAACCCUGAUCUCCACCUGCAGUUACAGCAGAGACCCCCUCACCAUCACAGCCCUACAUCCUCCUUAACCUCCUUGGGAUCUUUGACCUUACUACAGUCUCCACCACCAUCCAGACUGUCUCCUUCCCAGCAUCAGCAACCCCUGACUCCAAAUCAGGGAGACCCGUGCUAUCUACCGCGCACUCAGCAGCUGUUCCUACCUAACCAGGUCCAUCAGGGAGACUUCUACCGACUAUGCCAGCCCAGUCUCAGCCAGCAGCAGCAGCAAGGAGAUUCCUACACGUUAAUGCCAAGAGCUCAGCAGAUACCUUCUCCUUAUCAGCAGAUGCAAGUAGAUCCUUUUGCCAUUGUUUCCAGAGCCCAGCAGAUGGUGGAGAUCCUGUCGGAGGAGAAUCGAUCCUUACGGCAGGAGUUGGAUGGGUGCUACGAGAAAGUGGCCAGGUUACAGAAGCUGGAAACAGAAAUACAGCAAGUUUCAGAAGCCUAUAAAAACCUGGAGAAGUCCUCCUCUAAGCGGGAUGCCCUGGAAAAGGCUAUGAGAAACAAGCUGGAAGGAGAAAUUCGUAGGCUUCAUGAUUUCAAUAGGGAUUUGAGAGAGCGGAUGGAGACGGCCAACAAGCAGCUCGCUGAAAAGGAAUUUGAGGGAUCUGAGGACAAUCGGAAAACCAUCUCUCAGCUCUUUGCACAAAAUAAAGAAACGCAGAGGGAGAAGGAGAAACUGGAGAUAGAACUAGCUGCUGCACGCUCCACCAAUGAGGAUCAACGAAGGCACAUUGAGAUUCGUGAUCAGGCCUUAAACAAUGCUCAGGCCAAAGUGGUGAAACUGGAGGAAGAGCUGAAAAAGAAGCAGGUUUAUGUUGAGAAGGUGGAGAAGAUGCAGCAGGCAUUGGUUCAGCUGCAGGCAGCCUGCGAGAAACGAGAACAAUUGGAGCACCGCCUCCGAACCCGCCUGGAGAGAGAACUGGAGUCCCUCCGGAUGCAGCAGCGUCAAGGUACAUCUCAGACUGCCGGCGCUUCGGAGUACAACGCCACAGCACUUAUGGAACUCCUGCGAGAGAAGGAGGAGAGAAUUCUUGCCCUGGAAGCUGACAUGACUAAAUGGGAACAGAAGUACCUAGAGGAGAGUGUGAUGAGACAGUUUGCUUUGGAUGCAGCAGCUACAGUGGCUGCUCAGAGGGACACAACUGUGAUCAGCCUCUCGCCUAAUGCUAGCUACGACACCUCCUUGGAAGCUCGCAUUCAGAAGGAAGAGGAGGAGAUCCUGCUGGCCAAUAGGCGGUGCCUUGACAUGGAGGGCAGGAUAAAGACUCUUCAUGCUCAGAUCAUUGAAAAGGAUGCCAUGAUUAAAGUUCUCCAGCAGCGCUCCCGGAAAGAGACCAGUAAGACAGAUCAGCUAUCGUCAAUGAGACCAGCUAAGUCCUUGAUGUCAAUCUCUAACGCUGGAUCAGGCUUGCUGUCCCACUCUUCAACACUGAGCAGCACACCCAUAUUGGAAGAGAAAAGGGAGGACAAAAGCUGGAAGGGCAGUUUAGGUGUUCUGCUGGGUCCAGAAUAUCGCUCGGAAUCAAUUCCUUCAACUCCCUCGCCAGUCCUUCCCUCCACCCCACUGCUAUCUGCACACUCCAAAACAGGCAGCCGAGACUGCAGCACUCAGACAGACAGGGGAAGUGAACAAAAUAAAGCUGCUUCUUCUACUGCAGCCCUGGUACCAGGGCGACUCCCUACGACCAGUGUGCCCUAUAAUUCAGACAAAACAGAUGGACCAGUUUUCCACUCUAGCACUCUGGAAAGAAAACCUCCUGUUCACAGCUUGGGGCAGGACCUCACUGAUGCAGAAAUGGUGGAAUACCUCAUCUGAAAGGCUGAACUUGUAUCAAAACUGGGACAUGAUAGCAAGAAUUUUUUUUAAAAAGACAAUUUUAUUGGAAAAAAAAUGUAGUACCUGAGUAAUAAAGGAACACUCAGCUCUUUACUCUUGUAUAUUAUGUCUCAACAAUGUGGACAGGUUAAUUUAUAAUUUGUUUUAAAUUAUAAAAUACUUGUUCUUUGAAAGUCAUUCCCUCCUCUCCCUUUCUCUCCAAGCUUGUUUUUAAUACUGGAUCUGGUAACGUCUGGAUAAAACAAAGGUCUUAAAUGCACUAAAUUCUAUUUUUAAUUGCAGUAUUUUUUAAACCUUGUAUUUUUUUUAAAGUACUUACUUU